This is a messenger RNA of Diorhabda sublineata, 2946 nucleotides long. RefSeq names its product HEAT repeat-containing protein 1 homolog. Lineage: Eukaryota; Metazoa; Arthropoda; Insecta; Coleoptera; Chrysomelidae. Gene Ontology annotation, molecular function: snoRNA binding. The record is from RefSeq and is a predicted model, not a curated record. Gene Ontology annotation, cellular component: t-UTP complex; small-subunit processome; 90S preribosome. The transcript has 3 exons. Gene Ontology annotation, biological process: maturation of SSU-rRNA from tricistronic rRNA transcript (SSU-rRNA, 5.8S rRNA, LSU-rRNA); positive regulation of transcription by RNA polymerase I. Bases 426 to 1613 code for a protein of 395 amino acids.
AUAAUUUUUUUAACUUUAAGAAAAAACGACCCCAUGGAAUAGCAAGAUCAAAGUUACCUACUAUACUACAUUUAUCGCUUUUUAUACUAUAUUCCGAUAACCAAUGGAUCGUAACUAAUUUUACUUUUUGUUGAAUGUUCUAUAUUAAGUUUUUAUUUGCACUAAAAAUGAUGUGUAAGAAAACUUAUGCAGUAGUGCUCAAUUUAAUUCUAUAAAAUGUACCAGUUACGAUAAAAUAAAAACAACAAAACCAUAGAAUUAAUUCAUAGAUCUGAUAUCUGUCAGUAGCGAUAUUAUUGAACUUAUGAUACAUUUCCCUCAGUAACCACGUGUGUUUAUUUGAUUAUGAGGUUAUCUUUGUAAACUUGCUAAAAGCAUAGUUAUAUUAAGUGAGAUUGAGAGUGAGUAUUGGAUUUUGAGCUCAAAUGGCUACAUCCUUGGCAGACCAACUUCAACGUUUGAAUGUCCUAGAGACAUCGGUAUUAAGAGAUAAUAAACGACCAUCUCUACUUUUUAACCCAAAAGAAGCUGCUACUCUUUCCAAGGAGACAGUAUAUCAAAUUGGCUUAGAAGGAUUGGAGGAAUUGAUCCAAAAGAAUGAAGUAUUCUCACAGUUCAAACAUACCUUAUUCCAUGAAAAGUCUAAGAGUUUUGAAAGAUCAGUACAAACUACUGAAAUUAAUGAAAAGCUGAAUAAAUCUUUGAGACGGAUGCUUUUAUCGAUGUCUCCGUAUUUUCUGUUUAACUGCUCUCAUAAAGUAUUAGAAUGGUUAAUAUGUAUAUUUUCUAUACAUGAUCUUAGAGAUGAUUUACUCAUGUUAUGUUUACCAUAUCAUGAAUCAACUAUGUUUGUUAGAGUCUUACAAUUGGUCAAAUUUGAAGACAAAAAUGACAGUUUUUAUUUUUUUAAACAAUCUCUUCUGAAUCAUGCUGCUUCAGAUAUCGGAUUUUUAAAGUAUGUGACUUUGUACCUAAAAGAUUUGCUUAAGGUUCAUAGCAAACAUGAAUUACUAUCUGUAGCAAUAAAUUUUUUUUGCAUAGUAUUUACUGGAACUUUAGAAUAUUUAGAUAAUAUAGGUGAAGAUCUUUUGUGUCAAAUGCUUCCAUUAAUAAUAAAAGGUUUGAAUUCCACAACUGCAGAUUUCUAUGCAGCGAGUUUAGUUGUAACAGUCAGACUAGUAACUAAAACCACUUUAUCAGAUCAUCUUAUAGACAAACUCGUUGAAAAAAUAUCAGAAUUUUCAGUUUCCAAUUUAAAAAAAGAAGCAUCUUUAGUUCUGAAAAUUAUUUAUCAAUCGCAGGAACAUUAUAAAAAUAUACCAUCAACUGCUAUUAAAAAUAUUUUAACUAUUCAGGAACUUCCAAAAAUAUUGGAUAAUUUACAAUCUAAUGGCAAUUCUAUUUAUCCUUUUUUGAAGAGACUUAUCAGUUGUUUCACUCAUGAAGGUGUUAAUAACGAUGAAAAAUUAUCUAGAGAUGUUAUGAAAGCUUGCUUAGAUCUUAUAAAGGUGAAGAAUACAUUUGUUUUUACAAUUUUAAGGUGUAUUUUAGAUGCUGUGAAUACAAAAUUGCAAAUUUCUCCUGAAGCUCAAAAUUGGUUAAUAGAAAUUUGAACUUUUCGAAAAACUGUAUCAUCCAAAUCCUGCUAUAAGGGGUGAAGCAAUAAAAUUAUUAUGCAAAUUACGUUGCUGAACUUCGAGAAGGCGUUUUUAAAACGAAUUACACGUCGAGAAACGUUUAUUCAAUACAUUGACAAAACAGAAUCUGAAUUUAUUACAGGUUUACAAUAUUUAUAUUUUUUACAAAGUGCCUCGUCGGCGUUAUACAAUAAAGCUUAAUAAACAAUGUUCAUUGACGUAACUCCUCCACCCUAAGAGAGAACUAUGGGGAUGGACCAGAGUUCGGGAUUAGAGGAAAAUUUUUCAAAACAUCUUCUUCGCUUGUUGUCUCCCUUUCGGGUUGGUUCUUCUUUCUUCUUAUUCUAAUUAUUAGCUAUAUAACGCAGGCUGUAACUAUAAGAUAUAAUAAAAUUGAAUAAAAACUUAUACUUUGAAAAUGAAUGGGUAACGAGUUUAUCUUCUCAGCUGACUUUUUAUCUUCUUGAAUAGCACUCAUGACAUUGUUCAUUUCGUUAAGAUCGAUUGAAUCCAAAUGCACAGGUUUCAGGUUAGCACUAUCUGGAGUAAAAUUUUUUGUAUGAAUAUGUAAUUUGGGUAAAUCAUUGUUUUUAUAUUUAGGCACUCUGGAUUUAAGUUUUUAGAUGAAAAUUGUUUAUUAAAAUAUCACAUUCGUUGUUAAGUUCGAUUAGAUAACUACCGUUCACAAGAAAGUUUGUAAUGUCUUUGUUGCAGUUUUGUUUGACUAUAACGCUAUACGGGGUAAUCACAAUGCAAUGGUCGGUUUCUAAUUUCUGAAUUUUGACUUCACUAAUGGUAGACUGGAUAUCUCGGCAACUAUAGGUAGAUUGAGAGUAUUAUAAUAACUGGAUUUCGCAAGGAUGAAUUCUUCUUUAAUUAUUUCUUGACAUUUAGAGUUCGUAGAGGCAUAGUUUUGCUCAUUUAAAAGGAGAAAUUUGGAUUGGGGUAGUAUGAGUUUGAAAUUUUGGUUUGAAGGUGUAGGUAAGGGGUAAAGGUGAUAGUAAUAUUCAAGAAACUCUACAAUCGGUACUUCUAAUAUAAAGGUAAUACUAUUAUAUUUAUUGUAACUUUUAACUUUGAUAAUUUUUUCAUAUAAUAAAAUAUUAUUCAACGAUGUUUCAAAUAGAAACUUGUUAUUUUUCUUAACUGAUAUUAUCUCUGAAAGUAUUUCAUUUGGAUUUGCUAUAGAAUUGUGGAAAGUAUUCAUUUUUGCGAAGCUUAUAGCCACUUCUAUUCUGUCGAGUAUGUCAUAAAUGAUUUGAAAACUGGUCGAAAAUUGGAAAAUAAUUUGUUCAAUUGAAAAGAAAUG